Molecule: messenger RNA, 671 nt
Organism: Maylandia zebra (zebra mbuna)
Lineage: Eukaryota; Metazoa; Chordata; Actinopteri; Cichliformes; Cichlidae
Product: gamma-crystallin M2-like
Biological process (GO): visual perception; lens development in camera-type eye
Molecular function (GO): structural constituent of eye lens
Source: RefSeq, a predicted model, not a curated record
AGAAGUUUGACCAACAACAGCAGGCAUUAUGGGAAAGAUCAUCUUCUAUGAGGACAAGAACUUUGGAGGCCGUUACUAUGAGUGCAUGAGCGACUGUGCCAACUUGCACUCUAUGUUUGACCACUGCCGCUCCAUUAGAGUGGAAAGUGGCAUGUUUAUGAUCUAUGACCGUCCGGGCUACGCGGGAAACCAAUACUUCAUGAGGAGGGGAGAGUACUCUGACUACAUGGGCAUGACCGGCAUGAAUGACUGUGUCAGAUCUUGUCGCAUGAUCCCCUCGCACAGUGGCAGCUUCAGGAUGAGGCUGUAUGAGCAUUUCGACAUGGAAGGUGGAAUGAUGGAACUGACGGAUGACUGUCCUAAUCUCAUGGACCGUUUCCGCCUCUCCAACUUCAACUCCUGCAAUGUGAUAGAUGGCCACUGGCUGAUGUAUGAGCAACACCACUACAGGGGGCGCCACUACUACCUCUCACCUGGCCAUUAUAGGAGCUUCAGCAACUGGAACGCCAUUAGCUCCAGGGUUGGGUCCAUCCGACGUCUCAUGGAUUUAUAAAGACGGAAGGACAGUUCUUGUGAAAUGUCUACUCUUUGCCUUGUUUUACACACUGAAUAAAAUGGCAUCAGUGCUCAAGUGUACUCCGUUUUGUUUUUGCUCUCUGCAUCUAGAGGGC